Ostrea edulis (European flat oyster) is the source of this 8831-nucleotide messenger RNA. RefSeq lists its product as uncharacterized. The coding region runs from base 562 to 1560 and encodes 332 amino acids. Lineage: Eukaryota; Metazoa; Mollusca; Bivalvia; Ostreida; Ostreidae. The transcript is spliced from 4 exons. The record is from RefSeq and is a predicted model, not a curated record.
AAACAGAAUGUAUAUUAACGGGUCCUCACAAAUAUCAUUAUAAACAAAUUAGAAAUGUUAACGUAAACAAUGAUAGCAUAAAAACUCUUGGAAUUUAUAUAGGACACAACAAAGAAAUAUGUUAUAAAAACAAUUGGACAAAAAUUGUAGAUGACUUAGAAAAACUGUUUGAAUCAUGGAAAAAAAAGAAAACUAACCAUUUUUGGUAAAGUUUGUGUCAUCAAUAGCCUAGCAAUAUCAAAGAUUAUAUAUGUUGGAUCAGUUCUGAGCUUUCCAAAUGAAGAAGUAAUUAAGAAAUUUCAAAGUUUGUUAUAUAACUAUAUAUGGAACAAAAGAGAUAGAAUUAAAAGAAAUACACAGAUUGGAAAUGUCCUAAAGGGAGGCAUUGGAAUUGUCGAUGUAUCUUUGAAAUUAAAAUCCAUAAAAGUAUCUUGGAUAAACAGGAUUUCAAGUGAGAGAAACUUUCUAUUCUUUUUUGUAGAUAGUUUGUGCAAAGAAAGAGACUUUGAUUUUGAAUAUCUAUGUAAAACAAAUAUUACGAAAUCAAAUGAUUAUCAAAUAAUGGAACAUUUUCCUCUAUUCUACAAGGAAAUGCUUGUAUUUUUCAACGAUUGUAAAAAAAAUAAAAAACAAUUUUAUCUGAAUGCAUUAUUGAAAGAACCGUUGUGGUGUAAUAAAAAUUUUAUGUACAAAAACAAGCCAAUAUUUUUUCAUAAUUGGCUGAGGAGCGGUUUUAAAUAUUUGAAUGAUACUGUAAAUGAAAAUGGCAUAAAACCUUUGGAAUGGUUUGAUGACAAACUUAUAUGUAAAAAAAACUGGAUGUGUGAAUAUAUGAUUAUAAAAACAGUUAUAACAAAAACCUUCAAAAGUUAUGAAUUUUCAAAUAUACGAUACGAAAACAUUUUUCAUGGGAAUACAUCAUACGAUUUAUUAUGUAAAGGACAUGUUAAAGUGUGUGAUAUCAAUUCAAAGUUGAUUUACGAAAUUCUUUGCCAUGAAAAAUUUAUACCUCCAUUACACCAAGCAUAUUACGGAAAGGUUUUUGAAAUAACAAAAACGGCUUGGAAAUCUAUUUAUGAACAAAAAAUCUUAUCCAUAAGAGACAGAAGUAUAUCAGAAUUUAAUUAUAAAUUGUUAAAUAAUCUAUUGUGUAACAGAGAAUUGCUGAAGAAAUGGAAGAUAGUAGAAAAUGAUUUUUGUGUCAUUUGCAGAGAUGCUAAAGAAAACAAUGAACAUCUUAUCUUAAAAUGUAAAAAUGUUUCUCAUAUAUGGGACAUUGUUAAACAAAUUUUAAAAUUUGAUAUAUCGUGGAAAACAAUUGUGAUAGGAUUUUACUAUGAAAACAAUGAAAAGACACUCUUUUUGAAUAGCAUAAUAUCUCUUAUUGCCUGUAAAAUAUACAAGUAUAAAAUGUAUUGUAGAUUAGAUAACAAAGACGAAAAACCUCAAGAAAUAUGUAAUCACAUAAAAAGUAAAUUGAAUUUUUAUACAGAAGUGUACACAAAAAUUCAGGAUAAAAAAUAUGCUAAAGUUAUGAAAGCAAUUAAAGACAAAUUGUAAUUUAUACACCUUUGCAGGUAUGACUUUUUAUAAUAUGAAACCUCUGACAAAUAUCUGUCUAUGCACAUUUUUAACUAUGCUACAAUGUGAGUUUAUUUUGAACAAUUUGAAUUGAUUACAAACAACUAUAUUUCUAUAUCAAAUAAAAUUUUGUGAUAAACCUUUUAUGUACUGGUAUUUUGCAAAAAGUUCCCACUAUGAGGAGGGGUCCUGUCCUCCUAUAGUGCUGCCAUGGGGGUUGUGAUAUGAACUUUUGAAUUGUUAACCCCGCAUAUGGCAGUUUCAGGUUCUUUAUGUACAUAAUUAUAUUGUUGUGUUGUUGGUUUUUCCGUAAAAAUAAGAACCUUUUUUGCCAUAACAUGUUAAUAAAUUUUGUUAUAUAACAGUAUAUUAUAUGUGUGUGUGUUUGUAUGUAUGCAUAUAUGUUUGUGUUUUCUAUAUGUAGAAAUUUAUAUAUAUGUAUAUGUAUGCCUAUAUACAUCUAAUCCAAGGGGCCCCUGGCACCCUAGGUAAAGAUUAUAAGGGGGUCUCUGCGGAGACUUUACCCCGAAAUAGUAAUGUAUUUUGGAAUUAAAGACUGAUAUAUGUGGGGGGAAAAAUAUAUCAUAUACCUAGUAGUGUAUCAGCCCUGAUACACCUAUCUUGGCUAGGGUGAGACAGCUCCAAGUAGGUAGGGCUGUCUCGCCCUAAGGGCCGAGAUAUCUCUGUCUCGGCCCGUUGUCAAGGGGCUGUCUCGCCCUCAAAUUUCAAAUGGCUAUUUCUUCUUUAAUCUUUUGAAAUCUAACAUAACUACAUGAAAAAAUGAUGUUAGACACAAUUUUUUCAAAUAUAAUACUUUCUUCCACAACAAAAUUUAAUUUAAGCAGAAAAAUCAAAUAAAAACGUUUUCAAAAACAGCGCUAAAUUGUAGCGAGUAUCUAAGCAAAGGGAGGUAACCCAAGUAACAAUUGUUUAUUUAGAACAAUAAUUAUAGGUUAUAGACUUUGUAUGGGAAAAUAUGACGACCGAGUUUUUUGGCGCGUAGACGGACUGAGCUUAUAAGCUAUAACCUUUUUAUUAUAUACUUUCAAUUUCAUUUAGAAAUUAACCAUAAUUUUAUUUUUAACAAUAACUUUAUUGGUUUAACUGAGUAAAAGAUGAAAAACACGAACAAUUUGAAAAUUAACGGCGUAGAAAUUUGAUUGUGACGUAAUGCUUGCGGGCCGGAAUGUUUCCGGGCAUAUAUCGUGUGAUAUAUGCCCGCAAACUUUUGAAUGUGCUACACGGGCAGAUGAAAACAACCCAUGGUCUCGCGCGGAAAUGAGCGAAAUGAAAGAGACGUAUUCGGUAGUUAGUAUUUAUCCGGAAUGCUAGUGCUCAAUGGCGGCAAUAAACAAACGAAGCGGAUACGUUGAAGGAAAAACUUCUUUAUUUCUUUCUUACCGUUAUGUAGACCAGUGAAAAUAAUGAACAACGAUUAAUCGCAUAAAUCCCAUGAAGAAUAGAAAACUGAAAGUAGGGCAAACAUAGAUCCCUGGACAUAUCAGAGGUGAGAUCAGACAGAUCAUGAGAUGGAAACCAAUGUAAUUGAGACGAAAAGGGAGUACAACUCAAAAUAUCAAGGAAAAACAAGAAAGGCCUUUGUGAUCAGCAGAUGAUGUCCUAUACAACCAUCCUUCCAUGACACAUGCAAUGGGAAGUUUAUUUCAGGAAACAAAGCCUGUCUGAAACUCCAAAAUGACAUUUCCAGAAAGUUGAAGAAUGGAUAAAAAUGUAUCAACCAUCUUACAACCCAGAUUUCAUUCCACUGAAAAGAAAAGGGACAGGAUGCUUGCAGAGGAUACUGGGGAUAAAGUAGCAGAAAAUUAUGGAAGUGGCAGCCAGGACUAUGGAGGGGAGGUGACAAUGAGAUGGCGUUAGGUUGGACACCAGAAGGGAAGAGGACAUUUAACCCUUUAACUACCAGAAAUUUUCGAGAUUUCCUUCAAAGCUGAUACAAAUAUUUCAAAUUGAAAUUAAACAUUUUCUAGUCAUAUUUUCGUAAUAUAACUUAUGCAUAUUCUGAAAGGAAAAAUCUUGAAGAUUUUAAUUAUGCACUAAAAUAUGGUGUAACGGUUGCCAUGACAACAAAAAUACCCCCAUAAAUCCCAAAAAUGUGUUUUUUCACCAUUUUCGUCACUUAAAACACAGAAAUUGAAUGUUUAUCAGCCUUCAUUUAAAUAAAUUUUAGGAAUAGUUGUAUUCAUAUGCAUGUAUAACAUGCAUUCAUAAAAUUUAGUGUCAUUUAUUGUAGAUAUAAUCAUGCAUGUACAUUAAUAUUGAAGUACAAUAUGCGCAUAAGUUACAGUAGACUUAUAGUACCUGCAAUUAUUGUAAAGUGUUCCUUAAAACUUGAUAAAGAAAAUUUUUAAUGAAAAUUAAAACUCUCUCUACGCAUAUUUUUAGAAUAUAAAUUUCAAAAUGAAAAAAAAAAAAAUAAGUUUCCAAUUAUGCAGUGUAACGAAUUUUUACAGUUACCGUGGCAACUAAAUGAGUCCAUGAAUCACAAAAAUAUGUUGUUGGGUUUUUUUCCGGUACAUUUUCGUUGUUGAUUUUCAUCCCUUCCUUCACAUGAAAAUACAAAUUGACCAGUAAACUGCUACACUAAGUUUUGAAUUAUGUAGUAUGACCUGAUGUUAUGGUUGCCAUGGCAACACAAUAAUCCAUAAAUCGCUAAAAUGAGUUUUUGAUCCUUUUCUUCCCUUGAAAUAGAAAAAUUGUUCAAUAAACUAUCACAAUAUUUACAUCAUGUACGUAAUGAUAUCAUGAAAACUAGCAGUAUAAGUUCAAAUAUACAUGCAAGAUUUAUAAACCUACAAUACAUACAACCAUAUGCCUAUAGAAAUUAAAUACCUUAACUCUCCAAAUUCUAAUAUAAUAUUGUUCAGUAGAUCAUAAAUGCGUCAAUAGCUUGGUUCGUUUAUAAUACAAUAAGCCAACUACAUGUAUAUUGCAUCCGCGCUAGUCACGCUUACUAAGUCUGGGAAUACCGUACGUAUGGACAUUAGGCGUGGUUUGCGACGGUGAAUAUAUUGAUAAAACAGUGUACCAUAUAUUUUGAGCGUUAUAUGAUCUAAAUUGUUAUUGAAUUUUUUCUAUUUAUAUUAUAAAAAUAAUGCAUACACUGUCUCGCCUCGAUCACGCAUAGAGAACUAGACCAUCGGCACCUACGCUUUUUUCGCUGGUGUGUCUCACAUGCAAGCCGUUUUCUCAUCGGACUGAAGAAGUUUCCGAUCAGACACUGGGCAACGUCUAGUGAGAAAUCAAUUAGAGAGUAAUGCCUGUAAGGUUUCACGGUACCUGGGGUGUUCAACCAUAGAAUAUAAAACGUGUUUCCUGCAGGCACGUAUAAAAGGGGAGGGGGUGUUGCCAUCCCCCAACUUUUCUCAACACCUUUUAAUGUUAAAAGAUAUAUUUGGUGACCCCCUCCCAUAUUUCAUAAUAGUAUUGAAAUAUAAAAAUGUAAAGUCGAAGUUAUGAAUUGAACUUGUGUACAUGUAUUGAAAGGUGCGAAACCCCCUCCCCCUAUUUAAGAAGUCGAAGUUUGGGAUUAUCUAUGAGUCGGCGCUAAUACAUGUAACACCCCUCAAUUUUAAAUUUUCAGAAUUUUUUAAAGGCUGCACGUUACUCCCGCAUCCCCACCUCGAGUUUGGAGAAUUUAAGUGCUGAUUGUCCUAAAGAACUUUUUAAAAAUGUUUUUUUGGUUUAUCUAUGCAUUUAUCCAUUUAUUUAUUUUUAUUUGCUCGUUAAGAAAUUUAGACAAUGGUGUAGGGAUUUUUUUCCUGCUUCCCCUCCCCCUGUUGAAAAAUUAUGCUACAUACAUGUACGUACCUGUCCUGUAUAAAAUACCUGCAUGUAAUGCGGUUAUCCUGCAGGUCCCUGUGUACUGAGUGUGUACCGUACAUAAUAGAAUCCCUUUUUACAAAGUAGUUUCCAUAUGAGUGAAAAAUUCUCGAGAGGGACAUUAAACAAUAUUCAAUCAAUAGAGUAGUUUCUUGCAUGAUUUUACAUGUAGUGAUAAUUGAUUACUAAUAUUUUAAGCGUACUUUUAAAAGCAUCACUAUUUAGUAUUAUAUGUAGAUCUGAGAGUCUUCGUCGGCACUGUACACAAUCGUACUUUUUCUCUGACAUAAUUAAAAAAGUUCGCAAUAUUUUGUAUUUACAUAUCUGUAUACUUUAUGCAGUAUGUGUGUGUGUGUUUUUUGGUGUGUUUUUUUAAUAACGGAAAUUUGAUCAAAAUUGUUGUCAUUGUCAUCAAAUAUUUAAAGAAAUUUACCGAUGCAUUGUCAUCUGACCAGUAAAUAUCAGAGAAAUAACUAUAUGUAUUUGUAUAUAUGUCUCUGUACAUUUGGAUAUUGGGUAAUUGUUUAAUUCCCAUCAAAGAUACGCAUGUGGUUUGUUGAGGUCACGCCGUCCUGUACUCGAUCUGCUUUCUGUUCUGUACAUAUCUGUAUCCUUUGCUGUUUCCCCAAAACUGAUAAGAGGUAAUAUCAGCAGAAAGUAACAGUAUACAUUAUAUAAGAGGAUGAAAGGAAGGGGCUGGGAGGGGGAGAAAAGAGGUUUAGUGGGGAGGUUCUUAUACUUCUUUUCUUAAAACUCCUUCGUUUUUCCUUUUCCACCACUGCAUCAAUGGAUCAUAUACGUAUUCGAUGCCGUACCCAUUGUGUUUUGACAGAUAAAAGAAACAAUUAACAAAUACACAAUAUAAAUACAUUUGCAAUAUCGCGUUAGCCUGUUAUAUUUAUAUAUAAAUAUUAUAACCGUUGCAGUGCAUAUGGGUAGUAAACUGGCAUGUAAUACGCUUUAGUUCCCAAAUGAAAUAUGCAAUUUAUCACUAUUCGGGGGAAGCGAUGGGGAGACGGCUACCCCCUGUCCGCCCCCUUAUAUAAGGAGUCAAGUUCAUGAAAAGGACCAACAUCUUCAUGGAACUUUACAAUAUUUACGCUAUGGAGUUGAUGCGACUAGAAGUAGAAAUCCUCGCCGGUAUGUCACUCAAAUGACUGUCCAGUGUACUCUGGUGACUUUGUUUCUAUAUAUUCUGAUUCAUUGUCCUUAUUAUAGAAACUUCUUAAUAACUGUAGUCAUCUACACCAAUGUCUGACGGUGACCCAACGGACAACAAAACUGAGCCUGUAUCGCUUCCAGCGCUAUACUCCAUGAUUAAAUUAUGCGCUGUUUAUGUUACAGUCAUGACAACGUAACAAGAAAUGGAAAUAUUUAGUUAAAACAACUCAUUUGACAUACUUGUACUGAAGUUAUUUUUAAAAAAAAUUCUAACAGAUUAUUAUUGCAAACAAAGGGAAAAAUCCUAAUCUAAACGCUAACACUUUUAAAUGAGUAUACAUACUUGUAAACAUCCAACACACACUGACAACUUGCUCGUAAUGAUUAACUUAUAAAAAAUGUACAUUUUAGUCCUUUCCAUAGCCUACAUCAUAUUUAUUGCCUAUUCAUCUAAUGGAAGUAUAAAUCUAUACCUUUUUUUAAUCCAUGCAUGUGAGACACUCAAAUGUGAACAAAUCUUUAUUCUUCUAGAUUAUAUAAUACAUGUAUGUGAAAAAGAUAGAGAGAGAAAAAACACACAAAUCCCGUGCGCUUUAGCCAUUUUUCACACACAUAUACAAAAAAUGUACUUAGGCUGAAUGCGGACAUGUACGUGAAAAAGAUAGAGAGAGAAAAAACCCCACAAAUCCCGUGCGCAUUAUACCACCUUCACACUCACGGAUUUUUCUUACGAGUCCUUACGGAUCUCCGACUCGUAGUCAAUCACAAGCAUUCGUAAAUCACUCGUUGGUAUCCAUGUCUAAAUCGUAACAAUUCGUGUACUUUUAUGGAUUUGUGGAAUACGUAAGGGUCCGUAAGAAAAUCCGUGAAUGUGAAGAUACCAUUAGCCAUUGUUCACACACGUAUACCUAGGCUGAAGACGGACACGCUUACUUAAUAAAUAAAUAAAUGUACAUUGUAUUUAGGUUGUAAAACAGUAGUUCUAAUUCAUAAAACAAAAACAAAAACCCAAUCACAAAUUUAUUUACUUUUCCCACGUAAAUAUACUUUUGUAUCGUUAUAUAAUUUAUUUGCGCAAUACACACGCACGCUAAUGUCAAAUGACGUCAAAGUGCACUUUUUUCGCGUUUAACUUGUAAAUUGCAUUACUUUCAUGAAGAAAUAGGUCUAUGACACUUGCCCGUACCUAAAUAUGAUCAUAAGAAAAAAUGAAGCAAAUAUUUCAACCUUUCUGAAUAUGAUAUACGUUUUUAAAUAUUGUGUUUUUCAGAAAAGAUUUUACUAACAGAAUAUAACACAAUUUUUGUCAUUUCGGCUUAAUUUUCCUACUUUCCGGUAACGAUGUGCGAUUUUAAAUGCGUGUUUUCAACUAGUUCCCAACAUCGCACAGAAAAACUUUGAGUAGAAAAAUUGUUUAGUUUUUACUCUACUUUUAGAAAAUAUGAUUUGUUUCAUUAUAUUCCAAUUAUUAACAAAACGCCCCCAAUUUAAUCCCGUCGUCACAUAAAAGGCGUCACUGGGCGUUAAAGGGUUAAGAGACCGAAAACAACCUGGAGAGGAACAGUAGAAGCAGAAAGAAAGAUUGCAGAAUGGAGAAACUUGAAUGAGAUCAAGAUGGUAGCAAUAGAACAGAGUGGAUUGGAGAGAGUCUCGGUCCUAUGUGUUUUGGCAUGGAGAGAACUAAGUAAUGUCUAGAUUGUUGGAGAUAGGAUGACCAGGAAUAUGAAUGGAUGUGCUGGAAACUGUACUAAGACCCUUAUGUAUUUGGAUUGAUUUACAUACCAUCAUGAUUUUGCUAUGAAAAACUUGAAAAAAAAUCCUCAACUCAUAUUGUAGCUGACAUUAUACAUUUGUACUUAUUAAUAUUUCAAAUGAACAUAUAUUUAGACAUACAAUAUCUAAACUUUGGAGUCCAUGUACAUCUCCACAUUGGAUAAUAGGUUAUGAUAUAUGUGUGUGAAAUCUUUUCCUAUGGUAUGCACAUGUUAACACAUUAGUUUAAAUGAUGAUGUAUAUCUUAUGACUAUAGAAGAGAAUGUGUUCAGAACAGAAUAUGUGUCUAGAAGAGUUGUUGCCCUUGAAUGUAAUUCAUUAUUUACAUGGGGUUGAAAAAUAAUCCAGCACACAGUAGUACUAAAUGCAUUAUGUUAAAAUACAUUUAUGAAUGGUAUAAGUGAUACUGUCAAUUACUGAUUAAUACACUUUGUGAAAUCAUAUUAUUGUUAUGUUUAAUAAAUUUCAAGGCUGCA